UUCCCUUUUUGUUUUAUUCUAUGUUUUGAGUGAUGAUUUAGGUUGAAUAUUUUGUAAUUAUUUAACAGAAGCAUUGAGGACAAGCAAAAGGGAAAUGACUGUUGCUACCAGAGGCAUUGAACGGGAGAUUGCAUCUUUACAAAUGGAGGAGAAGAAGUUAGUUGCAGAGAUCAAGAAAACAGCCAAAACAGGAAACGAGGCCGCCACUAAAAUUCUAGCUCGUCAACUUGUGCGCCUGCGGCAACAAAUUGUCAAUUUGCAAGGUAGUCGUGCUCAGAUUAGGGGUGUAGCAACUCAUACACAGGCACUAUAUGCUAGCACCUCUAUGUCUACUGGAAUGAAAGGUGCAACUAAAGCAAUGACUGCCAUGAACAAGCAAAUGGCACCUGCAAAACAAGUUAAAGUGAUCAGAGAGUUCCAGAAGCAGUCAUCACAGCUGGACAUGACAAUUGAGAUGAUGUCAGAGUCCAUUGAUGAGACUUUGGAUAAAGAUGAAGCUGAAGAAGAAACCGAGGAGCUUACAAACCAGGUGCUGGACGAGAUUGGUGUGGACAUUGCAUCGCAGUUAUCUUCAGCUCCAAAAGGUCGGAUUGCAUCGAAGAAAGUCGAAAAUGUUGCCCCUCCUAGUUCUGACACUGCUGCGGAUGUUGAAGAACUUGAGAAGAGGUUGGCCUCUCUUCGAAGAAUUUGAUGAAGAACGGGGGCAUAUUCGUGGACAGCUUUUAUAUGCGAUCCUUGUAUAAAUUCUCUUUAGAAUUAAAAAUAUAGUAUGUACCAUGAUACAAAUUUGUAUUUCUCGACUAUUUUUCUAUAGCACCAAACAUCAACAUUUAUGCUCUUGGGUGUUAUGAUCCUUCUUCAUGUAGUUUUUUGUAUGUAGUUCCUCAAAUUCAUUUCACAUUACACAUAAUGAAAAUCAUGGUCGCAUUUCUUA
This is a messenger RNA of Lycium ferocissimum, 934 nucleotides long. RefSeq names its product vacuolar protein sorting-associated protein 2 homolog 2. NCBI's taxonomy places the organism in Eukaryota, Viridiplantae, Streptophyta, Magnoliopsida, Solanales, Solanaceae. The transcript has 10 exons. The record is from RefSeq and is a predicted model, not a curated record. Gene Ontology annotation, biological process: late endosome to vacuole transport; endosome transport via multivesicular body sorting pathway; protein transport. The coding region runs from base 95 to 691 and encodes 198 amino acids. Gene Ontology annotation, cellular component: ESCRT III complex; multivesicular body.